Messenger RNA from Camelus dromedarius (Arabian camel), 1598 nucleotides. RefSeq names its product proline rich 15 (gene PRR15). NCBI's taxonomy places the organism in Eukaryota, Metazoa, Chordata, Mammalia, Artiodactyla, Camelidae. The transcript is spliced from 2 exons. Bases 609 to 992 code for a protein of 127 amino acids. The record is from RefSeq and is a predicted model, not a curated record.
GCAGAGGACUCUCGCUUCCGAUAAUCAUACUUUAAAUGCUAAUAAACAGCCUUUUCGCUCCGCAGAGUGCUGUUUUUAAAAGCUGGGAAGCGGCAAAUUGGAGUUACUGGUUGCGCGCUCUCUCCUUUGGAGGAGGGAAUUGCGCAAGGAAAAGAACAGAAGCCUUUAAUUUGUAACCAAAAAUCCCAAGAGUUGAGCUGCCUAAUACAAACAGACUCGGUGCAUAUUUUAAUACAGAACUAAAGGAAGAGGACAUUUGCCUCUUGGGCUCAUCUCAACCACCGGCCGGGGGUAGCUUCGCAGAGACGCAAGAUUGGUCUCUGGACAAUAAAAGAAGAGUAGGGUGGCGGUUUUCAAGGGAAGUUAAGUCUAGACACGCUUCUCUGAAAGUCACAAGGCAAAAGUUACGUCAAAAGCAGAAUGUGUAAGAAACAAAACACCAUGAGCUUAUCCCCUCGCUCUUACUGGCAGCACAAGCCGCUGCCUCGGCGCCCGCCCGCAGUCUGCUUUCGAGAAGCCAGGGAAGGGCCCGGGUGGACUAGAGAGGGGCCGGCGCCGCCGAGGCCCUUCCUUACCCGCCGCGCCCCGCUCUCCUCGGCGGGCGGGUCAUGGCCGACGGCGGUGGCAGCAGCAGCAGCUCCGGCUCCUGGUGGACUUCGCUAACGAGCAGCAGGAAGAAGAGCAAGUACACCCUGGGGGCCGCGCAGCCUUCCGCGCAGCCUGCCCCCGGGGAACCCGCGCCGUCCGGCCCGGACUGGACUAGCGGUUCCCAGGAGAAUCAGCACCCCAAUCUCCUCGGGGGCGCCGGAGAGCCCCACAGGCCGGACAAGAUGUGCGAGGAGAAGUCGGGCAACAGCCGCCGGAAUUUAAAGAUCUCGCGCUCGGGCCGCUUUAAGGAGAAGAGGAAAGUGCGCGCCACUCUGCUCCCCGAGGGAGUCAGGUCCUCGGAGGAGGCGGGCUCCCCUGGUGACCCCCACGACAGUAAGCAAUAGCCAGAGAGCUCCAAGACUGUCUCUCUUCCCGCCACUCCUCCCCAACCCCAGUUCUAAACCAGACAAUUCUGACCCGCCUCUGCACCUGGUGUCUCACCCACCAAAUUCAGAACAUUCGCACAAGGCCUCUAGAUUUUAUUUUCCUGGAAAUUUAAGUUGUCAGUUGAGUGGUCCAUAUUUCACGACUCAAGGAUGCCUUAGAUAUUUAUUCGCGGUAAAAGAAUAUACAUAGAGGAAGUUGGAAUAAUUUUUUUUUUCAAAAAGCUCCCGUGGCCUCUCUAGCAUCACCUCUGAGAGUGAGAAGGGUACUUCUCUAAGAGACCUUAGCUCAACUGGAAUUGCGCAGCCCCUCCAAUGAGGAAGGCAUUCUCUGAUUCAGGACUUGCUGUUGCAAAGCAAAUCACAGUGCUGUCUUUAAUGCCUGAGAAAUGCACUUUAGGAGUACUUCUGUAGACUUAUACCUUAAGGAAAGGGAUAGGAGAGAGCAGGAAGCAUCAUUAAGCAGAAACAUUUUAAGUAAGGCAAGAUUGCUUUUAAUGUUGAACUACAAAACUGUAUUGCCUACUUUAGUGUGGACUAUUAAAAUUGUUGCACUGUAAGACUUCA